AUGGGUGGACUUUUCUUCUUAUACGAUCAAGGUGGUUGUAGAAAAACGUUUUUAUGGUCAACUAUAUCAUGCUCAAUUAGGUCUAAAGGAGGUAUAAUUUUAAAUGUUGCUUCGAGUGGGAUUGCUGCACUUUUGUUGCCUAAUGGAAGAACUGCACAUUCAAGGUUUAAAAUUUCUUUGGCCAUAAAUGAGGAUUCUUUGUGUAGCAUUAAACAGGGAAGUCCUCUUGCAAGGUUAAUAUCCAAAGCCAAAUUAAUCAUAUGGGAUGAAGCUCCAAUGAUAAGUAAGUAUUGUUACGAAACUUUAGACAAAUGCCUCAAAGACAUCUUAAGGUGCUCAGAUUCGUAUAAUGCUCAUUUGUCAUUUGGAGGUAAAGUUGUUAUUUUCGGAGGAGAUUUUAGACAAAUUUUACUUGUGAUUCCUAGAGGCUCAAGGCAAGAUAUAAUUCAAUCUUCUAUUAAUUCUUCAUAUUUGUGGCAUAACUGUAACGUUUUGAAACUUACAAAAGACAUGAGAUUGUCACUAGGUGAAAACAACAACAUACAAGAACACAGAAAUUUUGCAAAAUGGCUACUCAAAAUUGGUGAUGGUUUGGCUGGUGAUACAAUAGAUGGUGAAUCGAUCGUUCAUAUACCAUCUGACAUUUUGAUUAAGAACUCUGAGACAGUUUUGGAUGACCUCAUUGAUUUCGUUGAUGUCAACAACAAGAUAACUGCAGGAUUACCUGGACAUGAAAGAGUCUACUUAAGUUCAGACUCUGUGUGUGCUGAAGAGGGAAAUAUGGAAUUUGAGUUAGAUGCUUUCUCGCCGGAGAUUCUAAAUGGAAUAAAUUGUUCAGGUCUACCACCACACAAGUUGGUUCUAAAGGUUGGAGCUCCUAUUAUGUUGUUGCGGAAUAUAGACCAAACUAAUGGUUUGUGCAAUGGAACGAGUAUGCAAGUUAGAAGAAUGGGAAAUCAUGUGAUAGAAUGCAAGACUUUAAUUGGUAACAAAGCUGGAAGUAUUGUUCUUAUCCCAAGAUUGAAUCUAAUUCCAAAUAAUGAAACAUUGCCGGUCAGGUUUCAAAGAAGACAAUUCCCAAUUAUUAUGUCAUUUGCAAUGACAAUAAAUAAGUCUCAGGGACAAACUCUAUCAAAAGUUGAAAUUUACCUUCCAAGGCCAGUUUUCACCCAUGGUCAAUUGUAUGUUGCGUUAUCAAGGGUAACGAGUAAAGAUGGUAUGCGAGUGCUGUUGCAAGAUCAUGGACACUUGGAAGAUAACUGCACGAUGAAUGUGGUAUAUAGAGAAGUUUUUGAGAGCCUAUAA
This is a messenger RNA of Arachis stenosperma, 1305 nucleotides long. RefSeq lists its product as uncharacterized. The coding region runs from base 1 to 1305 and encodes 434 amino acids. NCBI's taxonomy places the organism in Eukaryota, Viridiplantae, Streptophyta, Magnoliopsida, Fabales, Fabaceae. The transcript has 2 exons. Gene Ontology annotation, biological process: DNA repair; telomere maintenance. The record is from RefSeq and is a predicted model, not a curated record. Gene Ontology annotation, molecular function: DNA helicase activity.